Priceomyces carsonii is the source of this 1692-nucleotide messenger RNA. RefSeq lists its product as uncharacterized. The transcript has a single exon. The record is from RefSeq and is a predicted model, not a curated record. The coding region runs from base 1 to 1692 and encodes 563 amino acids. Lineage: Eukaryota; Fungi; Ascomycota; Pichiomycetes; Serinales; Debaryomycetaceae.
AUGAGAAAAUUGUUCAAAUUAAGGAGAUUGCGAUCUAAUUCAGAAACCGCAAGCAACGAUAGAGCAACUUCUAACGAUCGAAGAUUGAGUUUACCUUUAGGUGUUCAUGAUGCAGAGAACGAGAGGUCACCUAGUAAUAUAGUUAAUAAUGGUACUGAUGCGCGCUCUGAGUCGACUCUGUUAAAUGAUUCAGUAGCACUUUCAGAUGCAGAUACACUCUUGUUUGAUAGGAAGCAAAGGUUAGAACUACAAGACACUUACAAUGAAAAUUAUACUUCUUAUUUACCUUUUAUAUUACGUCAAAUGAGGUUGGGAACACUCUCAGACAGGAAUGAAGAUAGUAGUUAUAGUAAUGGAGAAUUAAGGGGCAAUAACCGACUUACGAAUAAUUUGAAUAUUCCAUCUUACGUUAAUGAUGUUAGCAGCCUUUAUGAUGACCAACCCACCAUUACGAAUGACUCACUUAUUGCGAAUGAGGCUACAAACUCAAUGAUCAUUAUGAAUCGAUCGUCUUCAAGUUACGACUUACGUCGAAGGUAUGUCCUUGUGGAUGAGUUUAUUAGAAAUAAUACCUAUAUGUUUGCUGAUGAAGAAGCUUUCAAAUUAUUCAAACAAUUGAAAUCAAAGAAAAAAGUAAAAACCACGCUACCGCAGAGCACAGUCGAUGGAGACGGAAGCCCCUCUGACUAUAUGAUUGCAAACCGUAUUGGGGCCAAUAGGUCGGAUUUAAUACCUCUAACAUAUAGGUUGAAAGGUAUGGGAUUACCAAUUUUUAAAAUUGUCACGCCUUACAUGUCAACAUUUAGAAAGAACUCUCCUUUCAUGGUGUUCAAAAGAUAUAAAGAAGCUCCUUCGCCUUCAAAAAAUCACAAUUCAAGCAAUCCCGAAGUGGAAACCGAUAUUGGGACCUACGACUUUUGUACGGUCAAUACUAAGCAUUUCAGUAUGUUCAAAAGAAUAAUAUUAACUUUCAAUCCACCAGAAGAGCUGGAAUUUAAAGUCUUGUUAUUCCAAUGCAACAAUCAACCUUUUGCCGAUUUUAUCUAUAAAAGCACCAGGUUUAGGGUCUUUGGAACAUCCAUAUUAAACAUGAGUAUGAUAUCCUACAAUGAUAACUUGAAACUUUUAAUAAUAGAUGAUGAUAAGCCAUCAAUGUGUGAUUCAAUAAUAAAUAAAAAACCUGGGUUUGAGAUAUCGUCACUAAUAAAAAAGCGCAAGAAUUCACUUGAUGAAAACGGUUCUAAUAAGAACAAAUCUACUGAAGACAUAAGUUACGAUCAGAACGAUCCUACUACAUUUCCGAAUCCAGUCCCUGAUCCAUCAAAUGUUUUACUUCAAGACCCAUUUUCAGAGUCAGUUCCAUCAAUGAAAAGUUUUAUCAGCGAUAGGAGUCCUCCGUUCGGAGAUUUGAAAGACUCAUCCGCAUAUAUCAACGAAACGAACUUGCUUCCGCGAAGAUAUUCGGAAAUCGGAAGAUUUGAUGUGUAUCAAGAUAGCAGGACUCUUAAUGGUAAGAAUCCAAGCAGCACAUUAUCUCUUGAUGUCGACAGUUUGGUUUUGACUUGCAUAGUGUUGACUUUGAGAGAGAUUGCCUUGAGAAAUUCUCCCAGAUCAACAAAUUUUUCAGUAGGUUUUGCUAACAGACUUGGAGCACUUUCAAUGCCUCCUGUUCAAUAUGCUCUGUUAUUAUGA